Messenger RNA from Pyrus x bretschneideri (Chinese white pear), 1314 nucleotides. Its product is annotated as transcription initiation factor IIE subunit beta. NCBI's taxonomy places the organism in Eukaryota, Viridiplantae, Streptophyta, Magnoliopsida, Rosales, Rosaceae. Gene Ontology annotation, cellular component: transcription factor TFIIE complex. The transcript has 5 exons. The coding region runs from base 232 to 1062 and encodes 276 amino acids. The record is from RefSeq and is a predicted model, not a curated record. Gene Ontology annotation, biological process: transcription initiation at RNA polymerase II promoter.
UCCUCAUUCGCAUCUUCCUUCUCUCUCCCUCGUCUUUCCUUGUUUUUUCCUAUUCUUUCUUCUCUUUUUUCUCAGUUCCAUGCCGUCCACCAAGACAACGCAUGUCUCUCACUCUCCUCAAUCCUCUUGCGUCUUCUGAUCUCUCUCUCCGGUAAGAAUCUUCCCGGCCUGCCGAGAGUGCAUACUCGCUAGCAGCCCGAUACCUCGAUUCUCCAAGGCCUCUAAUUGGAGAUGGCGUUGAAAGAGAGUUUAAAUAGGUUCAAGAAGCAGCAAGAAAGCGCACAGUCACUUCUUAUCGGCAUUGCAUCUGAUAGGGCCACAGCAACGCCAAGACCUGCGCCUGCGGUCACUAAGGCUCCUGCUCCAGCUGUCAAAUUUUCAAAUGAUACUGAGAGGCUUCAACAUAUUAAUACCAUACGGAAAGCCCCUGUUGGAGCUCAGAUCAAGCGUGUUAUAGACCUGCUGCGGGAGACAAGGCUUUCGUACACGCCAGAUCAAAUUAAUCAAGAAUGUUAUGUUGAUGUGAAUGCUAACAAAGCUGUCUUUGACAGCCUGAGGAAUAAUCUAAAAGUUUCUUAUGAUGGGAAGAGCUUCUCUUAUAAGUCAAAACAUCGUAUCACAGACAAAAAACAGUUGCUGUCCUUAAUACGGAAAUUUUCAGAGGGUAUACCGGUCAUUGAUCUCAAGGAUGCUUACCCAAAUGUGAUGGAUGAUUUACAGGCUUUGAAAGCUUCAGGUGACAUCUGGCUGCUUUCAAACUUUGAUUCACAAGAGGACAUAGCAUAUCCAAAUGACCCCAGGUUGCCUGCUUCCAAAGUUGAUGAUGACCUUAAGGUGCUUUUUCGGGGGAUUGAAUUGCCUCGUGAUAUGAUUGACAUUGAGAAAGAGCUCCAGAAGAAUGGGAUGAAGCCGGCUACAGAUACUGCAAAAAGAAGGGCCCUGGCACAGAGUCAAGGCAUUCCUAGCAAAACCAAACCCAAGAAGAAGAAGCACGAGAUCACCAAGAGAACCAAGCUUACAAACGCCCAUCUGCCGGAGCUUUUCCAGAACCUAAAGAAGUAGGUCAAGCCGUCCUCUUUGGCAAGUUGCAUGGUUAUGUUAACAGGAAGAUUAAAAAGUGGAUCAUCGCAUUACAUCAUUGACGUUCUAUUCAUAUUUUUCAACGUUAUAGUUCAUGUGAAAGUUCUCCGAGAUGAUGUGGCUUGUAUGGUCCACAGAAUGUUUUGAAAAAAAUGUACCAUUAGCCACGUUAGAACUAUUAAUGUUAGUGAAAAACACUAUAUGAAUCAAAAUGCUGAGGUUUUUUUAGACUUA